GUCUGUGGCUUUUUGCAACGUGCACUCUAUCUUUCACUUCAUUUCUAAACACCAUAUCCAACGCAGAUGAUCGAUCAGGGACCAACGACCUCUGGAGCUGUAUAGGCUGAUCACCAUCCAACCCCUAUCGCAUUACAUUGCGUCGUCGUCAUUGACUUCCGUUCCAUCGGCGCAAACAAUAUGGUACAUUGCUUGAUUGACUGUUGAGCGCUCCUCUCCCCCAAUCGCACAAUUGACGACUAUUACGACUGUAAUCCCUCAUCGUCUGCGCUCGCUUUCGAAUAUCUCAAUGCAGGAAUGCCUAUCUCGAGCACGACCUCCGUUUAUAGUGGUUGAUACCAACGUUCCUUUUCCGCUCGGUUCGACCUGACACUGCGAUUGAUUGUUGUCCAUUCUUGCAGAGGGCCAGAAGAGAAACGACAGUUCAGCCAGAAUGGCUACCCUCCGCGGUUUCACCCCCUGGGGCGACCAGUAUAACUCCGUGCGCUCGACGGCGACGACGUUUCUGCAACGAGUCUAUCUGUAUGGUCGACCGAGGGCUCGUCCGGCCAGAGCUCUCAUUCUCACACUUGCCGCAUGUCUUUUCCUUUACAUUUGUCUCUCAGCGCCGUUUAGACAGACCUCCGUCAAUUACUGGCUCAAGUAUCCCUCAUACCAUCCAUUCGGUGGCCGCCCCGAAGACACACCCAUGAUCAAUACUGGCGGACCUGCUCUGAGUCGGAAUGACACUCUACCGAACAGUCUGGAUAAAAACAACCCUUCUUUUCAUCUUGUACUGCCCGCUGGGCAGAAGAGCGCCGCGCUGUGUCGCACAAUAACCUCCGCAAUGAUCUUGAAUUACCCCCCGCCUACUUUGCUCCAGUACGGCAGAAAGCUCCCAAGCGGAUCCUCCGAAUAUGAUUACGUGGUGGACCGUGUGACGGGCAUAUACAAUUUUUUGCAAUACACCCCGCACGUGCGGGAUGGCGACUUUGUCCUCAUCGCCGAUGGCUAUGAUGUUUUCUUCCAGUUACCGCCGGAAGUGCUUAUCCAGCGGUUUCAGAAUAUCCUCCGAGAGAAUAAUGCCAAGUUAAGAAAGAAAUACGGCCUUGCGAAGGAGUAUCAUCCUUUCCGCAAAGGCCUGGAGGAGGCCUUGCAGAAAUACUCUCAGAGAGUGCUAUUUGCCGCAGGCAAAGAGUGUUUCCCCAACAUGACCGCGGACGCCGGGUGUGUCACCGUACCCCAGUCCAGCUUACCCCCGGAUGCCUACGGCUGGAAGACCGAUAUUCACCCGGAGGGGCACUUGACCCGGCCACGGUGGCUGAAGCCCGGUACGGUGAUCGGCCAGGCUGCCGACCUGAAGUUAAUAUACGCGGAAGUACUGCGCUUCGUGGAGGAAAACCGACACAAUCGCAGUGAUUAUCUGGCUCUGACCCAGAUGUACGGACGCCAGGAGUACGUGCGAGAGCUAGAAAGACGGAGAAAUUCCAACUGGUUCAACGAGUGGGUUUACGGACUAGUUGGCAUUUCUGAUGCUGCGAAUAUCACGGGCGUGAGCCCGCACCUUGAGACAGGUCAUCGCUACGAAUACGGAAUCGGCGUUGAUUUCGAAUCUCGUCUAUUCUUCAACACGCACAAGUCGAAGAAGGAUAUGAAGCACAGCGUUCCUCGAGAGAGGCGUCUGCUUCUUCCCCCCGAUCUUGCCAGUCCGAGACUUCGUAAUCCCUUCGUCCAACCCCGGUUCGGCAAAGACGAAAAGGUCAAACCAGAGUUCAACUCUACUCUUGACGCUCUUCCAAAUCCACGGAAUCAUACAUGGCAUAACAUGCCCUUGCUGACCAAUAUCCACUCGGCCUCUGUGCCGGCCCUGAUCCAUCUCGACGAGGAAAAGCCCGUCAAGGAUAACAAAGCCUGGCCGGUGAAGCACCCCGAACGGCUGAUACGAGAUACCUGGUGGUACAACAUGUGGUACCAACCGUGGGCUCGCGCCCUUCUCCGCAAGUACAUGCGUAGCCCUACUGGAUUCGACGCUGCCCAAUCAGCCCUGCUGGGAGGGCAGGACUGGUGGGAUAUGCGCGGCGGCAGGGGAGGCGUUUGGACGGACAAGGGCGAGUGGCUCGACUACGCGGAGGUCUGCACGGGCUUUGAAAACGAAGUUUUCGACGAUGAUCUGGGGCAAUGGGGCCACGAAGGCGGGGACCCGGAUGAGCCUGUUUACAAUCAGUUCGGCAAACUGGUCAAAGGCAAAGGUGACGGUGAGGACAAACCUGGUCGACCGCAAUGAUGACUUUAAUAGUCUGCCAGAGUCCCCUUCGUGCCUAGCUAGGGCACAUGACCAAGUAGCGAAAAACAUGGCCCAUCUUUUGUCUCUGCAUGUAUUUCGACAUAUUUGGCACAUACGCUUGCGGCUCCGGUGCCGGUUGAUAUAGUCAGCUUGUUGUCUGACGAUCCUGCAUUCUCGGUGUUUUGGAGUCGAUUUAUCGUUAUCUGUUGGUUUGGACUUUCCAUUUUGAAAUCGGCCUGAUUAUCGGUCGAGCACAUAUAUCUUCUGUCCUUCCACAAAAGCCAUACAUACUACAUCGCCGGAUACCAGUCGUAUACCAGAUACACCAGUGAAUA
This is a messenger RNA of Aspergillus novofumigatus IBT 16806, 2598 nucleotides long. Its product is annotated as glycosyltransferase domain-containing protein. The coding region runs from base 434 to 2263 and encodes 609 amino acids. The record is from RefSeq and is a predicted model, not a curated record. The transcript has 3 exons. Lineage: Eukaryota; Fungi; Ascomycota; Eurotiomycetes; Eurotiales; Aspergillaceae.